This is a messenger RNA of Histoplasma capsulatum G186AR, 744 nucleotides long. RefSeq lists its product as uncharacterized. Gene Ontology annotation, cellular component: Mis6-Sim4 complex. The record is from RefSeq and is a predicted model, not a curated record. Bases 1 to 744 code for a protein of 247 amino acids. The transcript is spliced from 3 exons. NCBI's taxonomy places the organism in Eukaryota, Fungi, Ascomycota, Eurotiomycetes, Onygenales, Ajellomycetaceae.
AUGGAUUCCUCAAAGACAAUCACAGAGAUAAAGUCGUCAUUUGUCAGAAACCAAAUUCGCAUCCUAUCUGUUGCUCUCACACCGUCGGAGGACUGGCACGACUAUGGUCCUGCUUCUGAAGAUAACAUCCCCGAUAAAAUAGUGGAAGAUGUACUGCAGAAAUUCUUCUCGUCACAAGCUAUCCACCAUGUCGCCCGUCAAAUCGAAAAUCUGUAUUGGAAUUCAGUUGAUCCAGAGACUGGCGGCGAGCUGUCGCAAGGCCUUGUCAUAGAAAAGGGCACUGAUUUGUCGAAUUCAAUGAGUAUCGCUCGACUCCCAGAGCAAUGGAGUUAUGAUGGAAAUGACGAUGUUGGCGAGGACGAUAAAGUCAGGUUCGAGAGUACUAUCCGCUCCAGCAUUCAUAACCAACAUAUUAUUCCUAACUGGGUCUUUGACAGAUACGAACAAUUACGGCUGCGCCUAUUAGAACUCGACAAACAACGCAAAAAGCAGCAAGAGCGGCUUACGCAGUAUAGGCUGCUUAGAGAACUCUUGGAGCCGUUCAAGGACCCGCAAAUGAACAUCCAGCCAAACUUAGUUACUAGGGAUAGUCCGCUGGGCCAGGAGAUUGACCGAAUGAGAAUGCUAGUUGCGAAGGUUACGAGCCGGGUUGGUAGGGGUGGUAGGAAUGUUGAACUUGAAGGGGCUUCCCAGUCGAUCAAUGAUCAUGAUGCGAAGCUUUCAGCGGUGUUGGAUAUGACUUAA